GGCUGAGGCUGCUGGCACGGAGCGCAUCCCGCCGGCCCGGAGCGCCCGCACCGCGCAGCCUGCCCGGGAAACCUGCCCUUAGCUCCGCACUGCUCGGAUCCGCGGCGGCUGCCCUGACCUGUGAAGCCCCUUCACUCGCGCUCCGACAGGGAACGGUGCUGCUCCAUUGUGGUUUUGACCAUGAGUCAUGAGGAAUAAACCAAAGCACUGAAGGUCAUCAUCCAAGGAAAUUGUUAUCCACAUUAACAAGAUUAGAAUAAAAAAGGCACAGGAAGAUGUAGUGUUCCGGCGGGAGGCGCAGGAGCCGGAGCAAGUGCUGGGCCGGGGGCUCCAGGCGGGAUUGCCCUCCCUGCCACGGCCUCACCAUGUCCAAGAAGGGCUCCAGCAGCCGGGCCAGAGGGGACAAGCCGGACGCCUUGGCCGCCCUGCAGGCUGCCAAUGAGGAGCUCAGGGCCAAGCUCACUGACAUCCAGAUAGAGCUCCAGCAGGAAAAGAGUAAGGUCAGCAAGUUGGAAAGAGAGAAAAACCAGGAAGUGAAGCAAAUCAAGGAGCACGAACAGCAUAAAAGCACCGUGGUGGUCACAGAGCUCAAAGUCAAACUGCAUGAGGACAAAAUGAAGGAGCUCCAAGCUGUUCGAGAAGCACUUCUGAGGCAGCACGAAGCUGAACUGCUCAGAGUAAUAAAAAUUAAGGACAAUGAAAUCCAGAGACUGCAGACCCUGCUCAACGCCGUGCGCGAUGGGGGUCCCGACAAGGUGAAAACGGUGCUGCUCUCGGAGGCCAAGGAGGAGGCCAAGAGAGGCUUUGAGGUGGAGAAAAUCAAAAUGCAGCAGGAGAUUUCCGAGCUGAAGGGGGCUAAGAAACAAGUGGAGGAGGCUCUAACCAUGGUCAUCCAAGCUGACAAAAUCAAAGCAGCGGAGAUCAGGAGUGUGUAUCACCUGCACCAGGAGGAAAUCACCAGGAUCAAGAGGGAGUGCGAGAGAGAGAUUCGUAGGCUGAUGGAGGAGAUUAAGUUUAAGGACAGAGCAGUCUUCGUGCUGGAGAGAGAGUUAGGGGUGCGAGCCGGGCAUGCUCAGAGACUGCAGCUCCAAAAGGAGGCUUUAGAUGAACAACUGUCCCAGCUCAAAGAGUCUGACCGGCAUCUGAGCAGCCCCAAGCGGGAACUUCCUUAUGCAAGUGGUGCAGGAGACGCUUCAGAUCAUUCGGGAAGCCCCGAACAGCAGUUGGAUGAAAAGGAUGCCCGGCGCUUCCAACUGAAAAUCGCGGAGCUGAGCGGCAUCAUCAGGAAGCUGGAGGACCGGAACGCCCUGCUGUCGGAGGAGAGGAACGAGCUGUUAAAACGUCUCAGAGAAGCAGAAAGUCAGUAUAAGCCCAUUCUGGACAAGAACAAACGCCUUAGUAGGAAGAAUGAGGAGUUGUCACAUGCCUUACGUCGAAUGGAAAAUAAAUUGAAAUUUGUGACACAAGAAAAUAUCGCGAUGAGGCAAAGAACUGGAGCAAUAAGGAGACCAAGCUCCUUAAAUGACCUUGACCACAGCCAGGAAGAAAGAGAAGUUGAUUUCCUGAGACUACAAGUUGUUGAGCAGCAAAACAUCAUUGAUGAACUCUCCAAGACCCUGGAGACUGCUGGCUAUGUGAAGAGUGUCAUGGAACGUGAUAAGCUGUUAAGGUUCAGGAAGCAAAGGAAAAAAAUGACAAGAAUUCCUAAGAAGCCGGUUGUGGAGACAUUUUACGGCUACGACGACGAAGCUUCCCUGGAGUCAGAUGGUUCCUCCAUCUCCUACCAAACUGAUCGGACAGACCAAACCCCCUGCACUCCUGAGGAUGACUUAGAAGAGGGCAUGGCCAAGGAGGAGACAGAGCUGCGGUUCCGGCAGCUGACCAUGGAAUACCAGGCCCUGCAACGAGCCUAUGCCCUGCUGCAGGAGCAGGUGGGAGGGACCCUGGAUGCAGAACGAGAAGUUAAGACACGUGAGCAGCUCCAAGCAGAAAUCCACCGGUCCCAGGCUCAGAUAGAAGACCUGGAGAAGGCCCUGGCUGAGCAGGGACAGGACAUGAAGUGGAUUGAGGAGAAGCAAGCACUCUACAGAAGAAAUCAGGAACUGGUAGAAAAGAUCAAACAGAUGGAAGCCGAAGAAGCUCGUCUGAAACAUGAUGUCCAGGACGUGAAGGACCAAAACGAGCUUCUGGAGUUCAGGAUCUUGGAGCUGGAAGAGAGGGAGAGACGGUCCCCUGCCAUCAACUUCCUGCACGGCCCGUUCACAGAGGGGAAGAGCCCCCUCCAGGUGUACUGCGAGGCAGAAGGUGUAACAGACAUAGUAGUAGCAGAGCUGAUGAAAAAAUUGGACAUUUUAGGGGAUAACGCCGUAAGUAAUCUGACCAACGAAGAGCAAGUGGUCAUCAUACAAGCAAGGACUGUCCUCACGUUGGCUGAAAAGUGGCUCCAGCAGAUCGAGGUGACGGAGUCGGCGCUGCAGCAGAAAAUGCUGGACCUGGAAAACGAGAAGGAGCUGUUCAGCAAACAAAAGGGCUACCUGGACGAUGAGCUGGACUUCAGGAAGCAGUCCCUGGACCAGGCCCACAAGCAAAUUCUGGAAUUAGAAGCCAUGCUCUAUGAUGCCCUGCAGCAAGAAGCUGGAGCCAAAAUUUCCGAACUUCUUUCAGAAGAGGAGAAGGAGAAGCUGAAGAGCGCCGUGGAGCAAUGGAAGCGGCAGGUGAUGAGUGAGCUCCGGGAGAGGGACGCCCAAAUCCUGCGGGAAAGGAUGGAGCUCAUUCAGCACGCACAGCAGAGAAUUAAAGAGCUAGAAGAAAGAAUUGAAGGCCAAAAAAGACAAAUAAAAGAGUUAGAGGAAAAGCUUUCAUUCUUUGGUCAUAGCCCUUCAGGCCCCAUGCACAAGCCUACUGAGAGAACUACAGCUGCUCCUGCUGUUAUUCCCAGGAAGACAGCCCUGCUUCCUGAGACCAAAACAGAGACAUUGCCCUUUCCACCCCCCCAGAUUUCUCUCAUACUUUGCUACUGGCAAUGGAAGGUGCAAUUCUUGUGACCCUUUCAGACUGGGGCUGGACCAGGGGGUGUGGAGAUCCCUGCACAGGCCACAUCCACACCACUGAAAUCCCUGACGGAGCGUUUGGAAAAGGCAGAACUAAGCUGACAACGAAAGCCAAAAACUCUCCUCCUCCCUCUCCUACAGCCACAGGCUCCUUCCCCAAGUCCUGGCUCUGCUGCUUGAACUAACCUCCAGUGGAAUCCUGGCUCUGCUGCUGGACACAGCUCUUGGCUCUGUCAGGAGCGACAGAACUAAUUCAGAUACACUGAAUUAUUUUGGUUCCCUGCUAAGCAGGUGGCAAAUUGCUUCUGUGUAGAAGUGCCCGUGUCCUGUUUGUAUGUCACACAUUUAUAUUUGUUAUCCAUAGUUCUUUAAAAAUCUCUUUUGAAAGAAGACUUUAGGAAGAGUUCCAGAGAAGUAGCUCGUGACAAGAUGAAUAGGAGUGAAAAUGAAGUGGUUUGUUCCAAGGUAUUUCUUUGUAACACAGGGUUUGUCCCGUGGUUUGUUGAAUAUCCCAAGAGCCCAGUUUUAGGGAAAAUCAUGAAGCUACAUUCAGGAAAUCAAGCUGUAAUUUUUUUUUUGAGUUUUCAGUAAACCAUGAUGAGCAGAAUGACACAAUAAUUUAUAAUUUGCUGUCCCUGAGUGAUGAUAAAAAGCUAAACAUUGUCCCAGCAAAAAGUUCAACCUGGGAAAGAGUGAACUAAAACAAUUAUCCCUGAUCCACACGUGCUGGACUGGGGGAGGCAGCAAGAGGGAGCAGAAGAUGUUGUCAAAUGGAAGAUGAUGUCAGCUGGAAAACGUCCUCACCUUGGGGAAAGGGAGCACAAAUCCCACAGAUCCCAAGCCCAGGAGGCUGGUGCAGGAACCAGGAAGGAAAAGGAAUCCUCUAGAAAAACAGCUGAAGAGGGGAAAUCCAGAAGAAAUUCCAGACUGUCAUAGACCACAUGGGAUCUUCAGCUGAGCACAGAAACCCGGGGCUGUGGGACAAGGCCAGGAACAAGGUCCUGUUCACAGCCAUGGCAAAGAUCCCAUCCCUGGGAGCACAGGGCAGGAAGGAGACAGAGCUCUGGGCAGGUAAGAUGGGCUGGAACCCCCUUAUUCUGGGAUUCUGUGAGCUCUGGAACUCCCUCACCUGCUAGUCUCUCUCAUUUGGGUUAAAAUGCUUCAGAUGAUAACAGAGAAAACAUUGAAUUUGGCAUUGAAAUUACCAAAGUCCUUAUUUAAACAUCAUUUGUUUCUCUCUAUUUUACUUCUGUAAUUUAGGUGUUGAAUUUCAGUGUGAUAUAAUCACAAAUGCUGACUUUAUGCUUCUAGAUCGGUGGUGACUCAACACAAAAUUACUGGGGGGUAAUUAAAUACACUGUCAGAUUUGUGUGGACAGCAAGCAGUUGUGCUGCUUUUAAAAAUACGUUUUAAACGCAGGAGAUAAAAAUAUUUUUCAUUUUACAUUGAAAAGACAAAUAGCAACCAGAAAAGUGUUUAAAUUCACAAUUUCACUCACUUUUUUCCUGAUUUGUGCUGGUAAUGAGUUACUGGUAACCACAAUGGGGACAGGGGCAGUGGCCACCCUUGCGCUGUCCAAAGGUCCUGUUUUUAGGAUUAUUGAAGGAUCCAGGGAUGUUUGAGGGGGAACUGAACCUGGCUAGGCAGCUGGCAGGUUUCAGAGCAUGGUCCCAGUGCUCUGUGCCCAUCAUUGUCACACCAGUCCCCCAGGGGCUAGACUUUCCAGGGCAGUGAGGUCAGUGAGAUCUGUGAAUUCAGUAACCGAAAAAAGCCUUUAAUCCCUCAAAGGAGGAAAAUAAAAAUGUUUUGGCUUGUAAUUAAUUAGGGCUUUCUGAAGUGUCUGUUGGACAAGUCCUCAACAGGAAGCUAGUUUUCAAGUAAAUGUUUUCUUUAUUAAGAAUGUGUGUUUUAACAAGAACCACUGAAAUCUCCCUGAAGUGAAGGAGUAGAAAGUCUUUUGGCCUUCUGGGCAUGAUCCUGUGACAUGUUUUCUCAGGUGCCCAACCUAUUCCCUGAGCAGAUCCAACCCCAACCCCUCUGUGCCCACAGUCCUGCCCCAGCCAAGCCUCUCACGCACCAGCCUCGGGGCUUGGAGCAACAUGGUCUAAGGAAGGUGUCCCUGCCCAGGGCAGGGGGUGGAACAGGAUGAGCUGUAAGGUCCCUUCCAACCCAGACUAUUCUGGGAUUCUCUGAAGUGUGGAAUAGGAAUCAAGGGGGAGGUGUGCUCAGGGUGCUGGGGUAGUGUGGGACAGCAGUAUCCGAGGUGACACAGGCACAGGAGGCCAGGCAGGGCUCAAAGUGCCUUUGGCUGGUUUAGUUUGCAACUGCUUAACUUCUCAGCGUGCUUUUAAUAAUAUUUUGAUAUAAGUAUUUGUGCUUGUCUAGGUACACAAAUAUUUGGGUUAGAAAGAUGCAUAAAUAGAAACAUGAGCAUUUGUAUAAACACAGAUACGUGCAGGCACUGAGAAAGCUGCUUUAUAAAAGCAUUAUUUACACACCAAAUUUAUGCAUUCAUUAAGCACCAACUUUUAAUUCCACUACAAUUUUAAUCUCUCCUGUGGGUUGAAGGGAACAGCAGCCAGGUGGGGGGGACCGGGGUGUCCCCAUGGCAGAGAACCCAUCAGCAGGGACCCCACUGGAGGGUGCUGCAGCUUAAGGAAACUGGGAACUGUGUGUCCUGCAGGAUCAUAAACUGCUGCUUUACAGGCUAUUUUAUUCUUCUAAGCAGUUCUAGGAUAUUACUUUAUUUAUUUUUAGUGUGUGUUUAAGUAAUUUUGGAGACUCCCAGGGAUGCGUAGCACUCACCUAUAUCCAAGUAAAUAAGUUGUCAGUUACCUAAGAGAAAUUUGUAUAGGUAUUAACUCUUACAUUUAUAGAAGAGGCUUGAGCAUCCACAUUUUUUCCCUUGAUUAUCUCAGUUUAAUUAAAACCCCAACAUUAAUUAUAACUCAAUUCAAUAUUUGUUUAUUCAAAGGAAAUAACAUCUGGGAUGUGCGGGAGCCCAGGUCUGCAUCAGGAAAAUCUGUGCUUGAUGCACCAGCUUGUACUGUGUACUGGAAUACUCUAGGAAUUCAGCUGCAUAUGCCCAAGCACACAUUCCAUCGAAUCCUAAAUUAACUCUGGGGGUUGCAUCCCAGCACUAAUAUAUCCCACCAAAAGGCUUUCUGGCUCGGGGUGCAAACCCCUACAGGUCAGCAGAAGGAGACCUGUCCCUCAGGCUGGAAUUACCCAGGACAUGAUGCUGUUGGGUUUCAGAUGAUAGUUUUCCCUGUUCCCUAGUUUUUGUUGCCUACGAUCCCCUGUCCUUUUGCAUCCCCUGGGCUGCCCCAGCCCAGCCACCGCUCCGUGAGAUGUGGACACUGAGCAGGCCAUGCCCUUUACAGCUAAAUGUGGUUACCAAAUAUGACAUUCUGUGUGUGCGUGUGAGUGGGCCCACAUUGGGAGGGUGGAGAGCACAGAGCCUGGCCUUGAAAGUGUCUGUAGAUGCUGCAUCUGAGGGGAAGGAGUGUUUGCCCAUCACUGCCACACAAUAUCUUCUGUAAAUAAAUUCCUUCUGAUAAAUGCACACAAAGUGCUGCCUCUUACUAACCUGGACUGACUGACAUAGAUAGAAUUGGAAAGACCAAACCAGAUCCUGUGCCCCUCUUAAACACUCCCUCCCUGGAGAAGGGUCACACCUGAAUGGGAUCCAUUUUGACUCGUGGCUGUAAAGGUUUCCUACUAGUAACAGAAGAUGUUGCUGUAAUUACAGUUUAAUUGCUUCAAUCUGAACUAAAGCGUUGAAAAUAUUAAUAUUAAAUUAUUAUUUUCAGUGUUUUCAGUGAUAGAAGGAUGGAAAGAAGAACAUGGCAGGGGCUUGGAAUGAGAUGAUCUUUCAGGACCCUUCUAGCCCAAGCUAGUCUGUAUUCCAUGAUUUUGACAACAGAUAGCAGGUGCAGUGGGAUGGGGGGCAUUUCCCCAGUGAGAGCCCACAGAGCUCCAGGGGGGCCACCUCCUUCAGCACUGGUGCAGGCUCUGUCCAUGUGAGCCUCUGUUUUGUAGAUAAUCCUUUUCUUUAAAUCACAUUAUAUAUUGAUCUGUCGAACAAUAAUCAAGUUGUUCUGUGUUCCUGGUGUACUCCAGCUGUCAGCACAGGUUGGGGUUUUUUCGAGGUCAGCAGCACAUCCUUCCAGAGAGGAUCCACAGGGGAGAUGAAGAGCUACUGGAGCUGAAAUUCCCUGUAAGGCUUCAUCAGCAACCCCAUGUGUGAGCUCCUGCAUUCUGGAAGGGGCUGAAAAUUACUUCCCUCACAGGGGCCCUAAUGAGCUGCAUCAUUAGAAUGCUAAUUGGCAAAUCUUUGCUGUGCAGGGUGACCCCAAACAUCUUUGUUUAAAGUGAAGUGUAGGGGAAAUUCAGGCCAUCAAGGAGACUCCCAUUGAGCAAAGGCGUUCCUGGGAAGGCACAGAGAAAUUGGCUCAAAAGCUUUUACUCUCUUUUACUGUGCUGUAAAUCCUGUGGAUUUCUUUCUUUUUCUCGGUGAAGAGCAAGAUUGGGCUCAGCAAUAAUGAAGAGAUUUCCAGUGGGUUAAUAAUUGCCAAUUUAUAUAAAAGCUUAGAGUGUCCCCUUGCCUGGUGUUUCUGCUUCGCUGUCUCAGAGACUGCUCCAGACUGAAAUGCACGGAAAUGACAAUGUCAGUCUGAAUUUAUGGAUGAGACGGGAUGAGAUGGAGGCCCUGGGGCAGGAGGAACGUUCCUGGUGCUGAAGGACGGCUAAGCCAGGUCUGAGGCAGGGCUGGAGCUCAUCCCAGAGCUCUGGGCUGUGCAGAGCCUGCUCCUUGCUGGUUUGCCAAAUCCCACAGGAAAACACUUUGUCACCGACUUGCUGAG
Molecule: messenger RNA, 7915 nt
Organism: Neopelma chrysocephalum (saffron-crested tyrant-manakin)
Lineage: Eukaryota; Metazoa; Chordata; Aves; Passeriformes; Pipridae
Gene: JAKMIP3
Product: Janus kinase and microtubule interacting protein 3
Exons: 24
Coding region: 366-3044 (892 amino acids)
Molecular function (GO): kinase binding; microtubule binding
Source: RefSeq, a predicted model, not a curated record